Molecule: messenger RNA, 2476 nt
Organism: Hypoxylon fragiforme
Lineage: Eukaryota; Fungi; Ascomycota; Sordariomycetes; Xylariales; Hypoxylaceae
Product: amino acid permease/ SLC12A domain-containing protein
Exons: 2
Coding region: 536-2194 (552 amino acids)
Biological process (GO): amino acid transmembrane transport
Cellular component (GO): membrane
Molecular function (GO): amino acid transmembrane transporter activity
Source: RefSeq, a predicted model, not a curated record
UAGUAAAUAUGUAGUUAUGUCCAAGCUAAUUUGCCACUCAUCGACAGCCAUAGGUGUACCGCUUACUACGUACCUCGACACGAACGGGCAAGUGUGUAAGAGUCAGCUCCGCCACGAGCGAUAUUGACUUACUAUAGAUGAAUAACUACCAAUAUGAUUGCAACGCUGUCUACCAAUCAUGUGCGGGGAGCCCAGAACUUCUUUACCGGUCUGUUUGCCUCCACGAUAGAGAUUGCUAUUGCGCUGAGGUAGCUGGUGCUGGAUGUACAACUGACUACAUAGGUAUCGUAGAGAUUACUUGGAUUAAACCACCUGGGCAUGUAUGUAAAUACUUACCUACGCAGGUGUAUCACGUAACACCCAUUGACUUACACAGCCCCAUAGGCUUUGAAAUCCGAGGUAUAUCAUAACUGCGACGUGCCUGCUCAGAAUAACCCUGUCUGUCCAUCCAUCCAUCCUCUCUGUCGGUGAUGCUUGACUUAGAGGACCGUUUGUCGUAAUUCCGUAGUAGCAUCCUUCCCAUCCCACCAGAAUAAUGGGGACCAUGGAAGAUAUCGACGAUAAGUCAUCGACCUCGCACAUCUCGCAAGACGACAUCUCCGUCGGGACAGGGGAAUGCAUUGACGACAACGCUGCCAACGAUGGCUUACAGCGCGGCCUUAAGAGUCGGCAUUUGCAAAUGCUCGCCUUCAGCAGCGUCGUCGGCGCCAGCGUCUUCAACGGCACCGGCGCCGCCCUCGCCUCCAGCGGGCCCCUCGGCGCGCUCCUCUCCUUCCUGCUCAUCGGCAUCGACGUGUUCUUCGUCUCCCAAAGCCUCGCAGAGAUGUGCGCGCUCUUCCCUGGCGUACGCGGCGCCUUCCUCUCACUAGCCGCCCGCUUCGUCGACCCAGCGCUCGCCUUCGCGCUGGGGACGACGUACUACGCGCUGUGGGUGUCGAGCAUCGCGCACGACUACAACAGCCUCGCGCGCGCCGUCGGGCGGUGGACGAGCCCCGCCGUGCCUCCCUGGGCGUGGGUGCUGGUUUUCUGGGCGCUGUUCCAGGGCGUCUCGGUGCUCGGCGCCGCGGUGUACGGCGACAUCAUGCUCGUGCUCACGUCGUGGAAGCUGCUCUGCGUCGCGGGCGGCUUCGUGCUCGCGAUCCUGCUCAACACCGGCGCCAUCAGCAGCAGCGGGGAGUACCUCGGGUUCCGGUACUGGCGCGACCCGGGCGCGGUGACGAACGGGGUCGGCGGGUUCGCGUCGUCGCUCGUACUGGCGGCCGUGUACUUCGGCGGGACCGAGAUGGUUGCCUUGACGGCGGCCGAGAGCCGGGACCCGCACAGGGACGUGCCGCGGGCGAUCCGGCGGAGCUUCUGGCGCAUCGCGGCGACGUUCGUCGGGCUCGUCUUCUUCGCGGGCAUCAUCGUGCCGUUCGACGAUGCCGGGCUGCUGGCGGAGACCAGCGACAAGGCGGCGCGGUCGCCGUGGACGAUUGCGCUGGUGCAGGCCGGCUGGGCCGACGCAAGCAACUUGCUCAACGCGGUGAUGAUUGUAGCUGCGCUGUCGUCCGUCAACAGCGCCAUCUACGUGUCCUCGCGCGUGCUGGCCUCGCUCGCGGCGGGUGGGCGCGCGCCGGCGCUGUUCGCGCGGACGACGGCGGGCGGGGUGCCGCUUAACGCCGUGCUACUCUCCAACGCGUUCGGGCUUGUCGCCUUGGUCAACAACUGCAGCACCGCGGCGGCAGAGGAGGAGCCGGGCCAGGUGUUCGGGUUCCUGAUCAACUUCUGCGACACGGCGGCUUUUAUCACCUGGGCUGCCAUCGGGGUCAUGCACCUGCGCCUACGGCGGGCAUGGACGGUGCAAGGGCGCAGUGCCGAGGAGCUGCCGUACCGGGCGUUCCUGUAUCCCUACGGAGCAUGGUUCGUCGUGGCGCUGAAUUUGUUUUUGGUUCUCAUUUCCGGUUAUGACGCCUUUUCGGGCAGCUUCGACAUUGUAGGUUUUCUCGACUCAUAUGCUGUAGUUUUAGUGUUUGUCAUCCUAUUUUUUGGCUGGAGAGUCUACAAGAGAACUAGCAUUGUGCCUCUGGCCGAGGCGGAUUUGGCAACAGGUAGAGAUGUGUUCAUGAUCAAAGAGAAAAUGGAGGACACAGUUUCCGAUAAGAAAGCUAACAGAAUCUCAUGGCAUAAUCAAUUAAAAAGGGCCGCUUUCGGUUGAGACUAAUUUGUGCGGAAGAGAAUAUGAGGAGAGGAGACAUAAUAAGGAGUAGGGGGCAUCUUGUUUGAAAAUGAAAUAUAAUUAGGUAUGGUUUGAAUUUCUAUGGAAUAGUUAUGAUCGAGACGAGACGAGACUUAAACGAAAAGUAUGACUAUUAUGUAGAUUGAGACUGUAUCAAGGUAAAAAUAAACCGAAAUCUUACUAGACACGAGGAACUGAACUGAAGGAUAAUUGAAGUUUGUAAAAAGCGAUGAGAUCAAAAAAGAAAUAUUAAUGAGGACG